AGAACCACCACCAAUCUUCCCCAUCUCCGGCGAUCGCCGGAGUGCGGCUGCGGCGGCGGCGGCGUCCGGGCGGAAAUGGACCUUCUCGUGGCGCAGAUCACGACCGACCUGCGCUCCUCGGAUGCGCUGCGGCAGUCGUCCGCGCUGCUGCAGGCGCUGCAGCAGUGCGCGGCCGGGCGCGAUGUGUCCGCGCUGGCGCGCACCGUCGCCACCGAGAUCCUGGCGGCGCCGUCGUCGGCGGUGUGCAAGCGACUCGCGCUCGACCUCCUCCGCGCGCUGCCCCUGCCCCCCGACCUCCUCGACCCGCUGCUGCUCUCCUCCCUCGGCUCGGAUCUCUCCUUUCCCGACCCGGACGUCGCCGCCUCCUCCAUCGCCUCCUUCCCCUCGCUCCCCUCCCACCUACUCCCCACCCUCCUCUCCUCGGCGCACGCCGACAUCUCCGCCGCGCUCUCCUCGCCCGCCGUGUCGCUCCGCCUCGCGGCGGUCACAUCCCUCUCCUCGCUCCUCCCGCGGGAUGACCUCGCGCUCAUGUGCUCCUCCAACCCCUCGCUCAUGGCGCACGCCACCACGUGGUGGGGCCGCCUGGGCGAGCUCGCGCUGGACUCCGCCGACGCCGUGGCCGCCGCGGCCUUUGAGGCGCUGGCUCGGCUCUUCCAGGAGCUGGAUGCCCGCCGCAUGAGCCGGCUUGCCGGGGACAAGCUUGUCGACGGAGAGGGGGCACUAGCGGUGCGUGCUCAGUGGGCGGCCGAUGCCACCAAUUUCAUCUGGUCCAGGCGCAACAUGCUCAUUGCCCGCUCCAUGGUGAUGCCUGUAGAGAGAUUCAGGGUCACCGUGUACCCUCUUGUGCACGCAGCGAAAAUGGUUGCUUCUGGCGCGGUGAACACGCUGCGCAAGAUUGCCAAGCCGGGGGACACUACAGUAGCUGACAGUGUUGAGUCGAGCGCGGAGAAGUUGGUUGGGGUGUCGGAUAUUGUCUCACACUUGCUGCCAUUCCUUAGCUCUCUGGAUCCGCCACUUGUGUUUGAGGUGGGGAUCAAUAUGCUGGCACUUGCCGAUGUGCCCGGAGGUAAGCCAGAGUGGGCUUCAGCUGCCACCAUUGCAAUUCUUACACUAUGGGACCGGCAAGAGUUUUCAUCAAUGAGGGAGACGAUUGUCAGGGCUGUUGUGACCAAUCUGCAUUUGUUGGAUCUUGGAAUGCAGGUGUCUCUGUUCAAAAGACUUCUUCAGAUGGUGAGAAACUUGAGAGCAGAAUCAGAUCGUAUGCAUGCAUUGGCAUGUAUUUGUCGAACCGCUCUUUGUGUUGAUCUUUUUGCAAAGGAGAGUGUACGAAGAGGUCAGAAGCCUGUUCCAGGAACAGAUGUGAUCUCUCUUUUCGAGGAUGUAAGGGUGAAGGAUGAUCUAAACAGCAUUACAAGCAAAAACUUGUUCAGGGAAGAGCUGGUCGCCUCCCUGGUUGAAAGUUGUUUCCAGCUAUCUCUUCCACUGCCUGAGCAGAAUAAUUCUGGUACAGAGAGCAGAGUUAUAGGUGCAUUAGCCUAUGGAACUGGUUAUGGUGCAUUGAAUUGGACAGAACCUGCUUUGGAUGUGGUAGAAGUUUGCAGGCCCUGUGUUCUCUGGGACUGUGAUGGGCGUACCUAUGCAAUUGAUUGCUAUCUGAAAUUACUUGUUCGGCUUUGCCAUAUAUAUGAUACUAGGGGUGGUGUAAAGACAAUUAAAGCUGGUGCAUCCCAAGAUCAGAUUCUAAAUGAGACAAGACUUAGAAAUUUGCAGCUGCAGCUCAUCAGGGAUCUUCGUGAGGUCCAUACCCCAAGAAUAUCAUCACGGUUGAUAUGGGCAAUUUCUGAGCACUUCGAUCUUGAAGGUCUGGAUCCUCUUUUGGCUGAUGACCCAGAGGAUCCGCUAAAUAUUAUCAUAUCUAAUAUGCACAAGAUUUUGUUCAAUACCGAUUCCUCUACCACCACAUCAAAUAGGAUUCAAGAUGUGCAGUCUGUCCUCAUAUGUGCUCAACGUCUGGGAACAAGAAAUGCAAGAGCAGGCCAGCUCCUCAGUAAAGAAUUGGAAGAAUUUAGGGCAAGUACUUCAGCUGAUUCUGUCACCAAACAUCAGUCACGCUAUGUCAUGCAAAUAAUAAAAUAUGUAACAAACCAUCCAGAUAACAGGUGGGUUGGUGUAGGUGAUGCUACAGGAGAUUACCCAUUUAGCCACCACAAGCUCACUGUCCAGUUCUCAGAAGCAUCUGCUGCUCAAGACAGGAAAUUGGAGGGAUUAGUUCAUAAAGCUAUUCUGGAGCUUUGGAGGCCCAGUCCCACGCAGUUAACUCUCCUACAAACAAAGGGGAUUGGUGCUUUACAUAAAGAGCUCCCAAAAGCAUAUACUUUGACUGGCAGCAGUGAUCCAUGCUACAUUGAAGCAUAUCAUUUAGCAGAUCCAACUGAUGGCAGAAUCACUCUACAUCUAAAGAUCUUAAAUUUGACUGAGAUGGAGCUCAACAGGGUUGAUAUCCGAGUUGGACUCUCUGGAGCACUGUAUUACAUGGAUGGAUUUUCCCGCACUGUUCGACACCUACGUAAUCUUGUUUCCCAGGAUCCAGUCCAGAGUAGUGUAACUGUUGGAGUUUCACAUUUUGAGAGAUGCUCCCUCUGGGUUCAAGUCUUGUACUAUCCGUUUGAUGGAAGUGGAGGACCUGCUGACUAUGAAGGAGAUUAUGAAGAGAGCUCACAAAUGACGAGGCAAAAGCGCUCAUUUCGGCCAGAGCUUGGGGAGCCGGUUGUUUUGCGCUGCCAGCCAUACAAGAUCCCUCUAGCUGAACUUCUCUUGCCAUAUGAAUGCUCUCCAGUUGAGUAUUUCCGGUUAUGGCCAAGUUUGCCAGCCAUGGUGGAGUGCACUGGCACAUACACAUAUGAAGGUAGUGGUUUCAAGGCCACUGCUGCUCAGCAGUAUGAUAGCUCUCCUUUCCUCAGUGGAUUGAAGUCAAUUUAUUCAAAGCCUUUCCAUCAAGUAUGCUCUCAUUUCAUCAGAACAGUAGCUGGGUUCCAGUUAUGCUAUGCCGCGAAGACUUGGUUUGGUGGAUUUGUGGGCAUGAUGAUCUUUGGCGCAAGUGAGGUCAGUCGGAACGUUGAUCUGGGCGAUGAAACAACCACAAUGAUUUGCAAAUUCGUAGUGCGUGCAUCUGAUGAAUCCAUCACAAGAGAGAUCGAAUCAGAUCUCCAGGGUUGGCUGGAUGAUAUCACUGAUGGCGCUGUGGAAUACAUGCCCGAGGAUGAGGUGAAGAGCGCAGCCGCUGAGCGGCUGAAGGUUUCAAUGGAGAGAAUAGCGCUGCUCAAGGCAGCCAAGCCAAAGGUGCCGCCUGCGAAAACAAAGGAAGAAGAGGAAGAGGAGAAGAAGCAAAACGAGGACUUGGAUGAAUUCGGUAACCCCAAGGGACCCUCUACGCUUUCAAAGCUCACUGCUGAGGAAGCUGAGCACCGUGCGCUCCAGGCAGCCGUGCUGCAGGAGUGGCAUCAGCUGUGCAAAGAGAAAGCCAUGAAAGCACAGUGAGGUUGAGUUUCUUCAUGCGGCACAUGUACAAUUUUGUAUCUGUUUUCUGGCCCCCAUUUUGUAUAUGUAUUACAUUUGUUUGUCCCUUUUAUCCUCAUCAUUUUGUGUAUGUAUUAUCGGUGUUAUCCUGCUGAUUUCGCUCAUUGGUGUACUUGAAGAACCUAACUUAGUGGUGAUGAUGCAUUAAUUGAACAAAGAGUACUAUGAUA
Molecule: messenger RNA, 3746 nt
Organism: Oryza brachyantha (malo sina)
Lineage: Eukaryota; Viridiplantae; Streptophyta; Magnoliopsida; Poales; Poaceae
Product: protein TPLATE
Exons: 7
Coding region: 76-3537 (1153 amino acids)
Biological process (GO): endocytosis
Source: RefSeq, a predicted model, not a curated record